ACCCAUGCCACAUCUGGACACUACAAUGUAUUAUAUAUUCUUUUUAACCACAGGUACGACAAAUUUAGUGGCUAUUACCUUUCGGUCAAUCGUGACAGAUCACGAACAAGACACAAUUACUAAAUUUCUCGAUAUGAGUUUGAUGCCAACAUCCAUUAUUCAAACGAAAAGAUCUUCCCUCUGUUGGCCUGUUUUUCAUAUUAUAUUUUGAUUCCGGAAAAGUAAUUUGAAAGCUUUUCGGAAGCAAACAGUAAAUCUGCAGACCACAUUCCCUGAUAUCUAUGGAUGAAACUGCAGAUUUCCUGGAAGGAAUGGACAGCAGGCUUUACAGGGCUGCUGUAGUGGGGAAUAUAUAUACGCUUAACCAGUUGCUCAGGGCUAAGCUCAAUGUUCUUCUUGAGGUUACCCCUCUUGGAAAUUCAGCAUUACAUAUAGCAGUUUCUCGCGGUAAUCUCCGAUUCAUUGAAAGAUUGCUGCAAGUCGCUAACCGAAAUUCUGUGGCAGGAUACGAAUUUCUUAGGGCAAAGAAUUCAGAUGGAAAUACUGCAGUGCACAUUGCAGCCUUCCAUGGCCAUGACAAAUUAGUUGAAGUAUUGCUUCAAAUAAUCGAACGAGAUGUAGAGGCUGGUGAUAUUUUGAGUUCUGUAAAUUGGGAAGGAAAUACGGCUCUUCAUGAAGCUGCAAAGGGGGGAAAUGGUAGGGUAGUGGAAAUACUCCUGAGGCAUGACCAUGAUGGCGGCCUGGUCGGUGCAUUAAAUGAUGCCGGUGAAACAGCCCUCUUUACAGCUGCCGAGGGCGGUCAUUCUGAUAUUGUUGAAAUUUUGUUACCUUUCAUGACUUCUCACAUCGGCCUGAAGAGAUCUGACGGCCAAACACCACUCCAUUCUGCCGUCUUCAACCGACACAUAGGUGUUGCUGUGAAGCUUGUAGAACACAGGCCUGAAAUGGUGAAACAAGCCGAUGAAUUCGGAAGAACGGCCCUGCACAUGGCUGCAUUGUCUCCGCCAUUUUUUCCUUUUCAGGCCGGUUUAUCAUCUUAUCACUUCAUGGUGCAGAUUGGAGAAUUACUUUUGCAAAAAGACAAUUCUUUGUGUUACAGAGAGGACAGGGAGAAACAGUCACCACUUCACAUUGCAGUGAAAGAGGGAAAAUACGAUCUUGUGAGGAUUAUUUUAAUGUACGCCAGAGAUUGUAGAGAACUGGUCGACAUUAAUGGCAGAAAACCUCUUCACUUAGCCGUCAUCACUGCCGUGCGGAUUUCUGAGGAAUCCAAUUUUGCUGUGUUAUUCCAAUUCAAAAACAUGAUGUUAUCUUUAAUGUCAAAGAGAUCACUUAAUCAUUGCGACAACAGCGGGCACACUCCAUUGCAAAUAGCAAUGAGGAAUUUUGAUACAGAUCCCGCACUCUUCAGCAGUAUCAAAGAAGUGCUUCAAAUAAAUGGUGCUGUGGUAACCCCAGAGAUGCUGGAAGAUGCAAGAUGGAUUAGAAAAGCAACUACUAAACUUGUGUUCAAAGGCCAAGGUAUAUCCAUAAAUGCGGUUCUGAUUGCCACAGUGUCCUUCGCUGCAGCCUUCACUUUACCAGGAGGACUGGACUUAAAUCCAGGAGGCAAACCAAAAGCUGUUUACAUCGAUGCUUUUCUCUUCAAACUGUUUGUGAUAUGCGAUGUAUUCUCAUUCUGUACUUCUAUUGCAUCAGCUAUUCUUGCAGGUGUGAGUAGAAAUCCAGUGGAGACAUUAUACUGUAUUUAUCUAUUAUGGUCAGCACUCAUAUCACUGUUAUUAGCAUUCGGAACAGCCAUACACCUGGUCAUCCAAUCAUCUGGAUGGUUAACAGUCCUCGUAUGGCUUAUGCUCUCCUUUGUUCCCAUUACCAUAUUUGUCAUUAGUUUUCAUUCCAAACAAUUCAUUUUCGGGCCAGAAAGAUACAAGAUUUGGUUUGUAUUGCUAUUUCCAGCGGCCCUGGUUAUGGCUAUAUGUUAUUUCAUAUCUGAGAUACUGUAUGUAUUCUUGUUCUCCCGCCUAUUUAACAUGGUAAUCCGCUGGACAAGAAAGAAGAUACGCUAUGAAUCUUCUUCCCAAAGACAUUAGACUUGUAAUUGACUUCCAAUCAUCAAUGGAAGCAGACUCAAAUAACUGCUGUAUGGGACGGUGAAAAUUCAGUCCAAGCUCGGGACGGUGUCGAUGCACUCCAAACUAUCUGAAAUGUAUCUACACCUUACAUUGCCCUUCUCUCGAAGAAGUAAUGCAGUAUUUAAAUGAAGAUUCUGAAAUUA
Cryptomeria japonica (Japanese cedar) is the source of this 2275-nucleotide messenger RNA. RefSeq names its product ankyrin repeat-containing protein At5g02620. The record is from RefSeq and is a predicted model, not a curated record. The transcript is spliced from 3 exons. Bases 282 to 2090 code for a protein of 602 amino acids. Gene Ontology annotation, molecular function: protein binding. Lineage: Eukaryota; Viridiplantae; Streptophyta; Pinopsida; Cupressales; Cupressaceae.